Symphalangus syndactylus (siamang) is the source of this 1233-nucleotide messenger RNA. RefSeq names its product receptor transporter protein 2 (gene RTP2). Gene Ontology annotation, cellular component: cell surface. Lineage: Eukaryota; Metazoa; Chordata; Mammalia; Primates; Hylobatidae. Gene Ontology annotation, biological process: protein insertion into membrane; protein targeting to membrane; detection of chemical stimulus involved in sensory perception of bitter taste. The record is from RefSeq and is a predicted model, not a curated record. Gene Ontology annotation, molecular function: olfactory receptor binding.
UCAUAUACAUUCAUAUAUCUGAUUACUUCUUUGACAGAACCCUGGCGGGGGGAACCUUGUAUCAAUGAACAGGAAUUAUAAACAGGAAGAACUCAACUUGAUAGAAUAAAGGACUUCCUGCUGUCUAAAGAUGGAACGGGCUUUGGGUGAGCAUCUGAACUCAUCACUGAAGGCGAUUUAAGCUCAAGAUACGUGAUGUGGAGACUGACGUCAUCACCCGAUUUUAUGCAGCCAGUCACUGGCAGAGCUGAGAGGAAAAUCAAGAUCUGGCUCUAGACUCUGAGGACCAUGUAUACCAGCUUGACCACUUGUGAGUGGAAGAAAAUCUUCUAUGAGAAGAUGGAGGUGGCAAAGCCAGCGGACAGCUGGGAGCUCAUCAUAGACCCCAACCUCAAGCCCAGUGAGCUGGCCCCUGGCUGGAAGCAGUACCUGGAGCAGCACGCCUCAGGCAGGUUCCACUGCUCCUGGUGCUGGCACACCUGGCAGUCUGCCCACGUGGUCAUCCUCUUCCAUAUGCAUCUGGAUCGUGCCCGGCGGAUGGGCUCGGUGCGCAUGCGCGUCUUCAAGCAGCUGUGCUAUGAGUGCGGCACGGCGCGACUGGACGAGUCCAGCAUGCUGGAGGAGAACAUCGAGGGCCUGGUGGACAACCUCAUCACCAGCCUGCGCGAGCAGUGCUACGAGGAGGACGGUGGCCAGUACCGCAUCCACGUGGCCGGCCGCCCGGACAGCGGGCCGCAUUGUGCAGAGUUCUGUGAGGCCUGCCAGGAGGGCAUCGUGCACUGGAAGCCCAGCAAGAAGAUGCUGGAGGAGGAGGCGACCGCCUACACCUCUGAAGCCUCCAAGCCGAGGGCCCAGGCGGGAUCCGGCUACAACUUCUUGUCUCUUCGCUGGUGCCUCUUCUGGGCCUCUCUCUGCCUGCUCGUUGUCUACCUGCAGUUCUGCUUCCGCAGUCUUGCCUUCCUUUAGUGGAGCUGGUUAAGGCUGGGAGAGGGCACAUGGGCUUGAGAGUGGGGAGGACACAGUCUGGACUUGAUCCUGCUACAGAUUCAACAUAUGACUGGACAAUCCGGUCAUCUCUGUGGGCCUCAGUUUAUGCAUCUGUGGAAUGAGGGGAUUGCAUUAGAAGAUACGUAAUGAUUCUUUCACUGGAUGUGACAAUAAUGGGUGGAAGGGGAAAAGGGUGUAAUAAAGGUUUUAGAGCUUGCCAGGAUUGGUGCUAGUACUAAGUCAACA